Myripristis murdjan (pinecone soldierfish) is the source of this 4490-nucleotide messenger RNA. It is a transcript of the gene dennd2c, whose product is annotated as DENN/MADD domain containing 2C. The record is from RefSeq and is a predicted model, not a curated record. The transcript is spliced from 19 exons. Bases 683 to 3493 code for a protein of 936 amino acids. Lineage: Eukaryota; Metazoa; Chordata; Actinopteri; Holocentriformes; Holocentridae.
UCUUAUUGUCCCGAGGAGGGCGAGGGCUGCGCUGAUGUUCAUGCUGCCUGGUUUGUUGUGUGAAGCAGAAGAAACCGUUUGAUAGGGACGUUUUCCCGUCACAAGAGCACAUUUAUCCACUGUUAAGUUUGUCAUUUAUUUCUUUUUAAUAACUUACCAAAGAGGACAGCAGUCGCUUCAAGCUAGCUAACGAGACUGAAAGUUUCGUCCAGAGUGAAGACCGAUGGGAGCGAAUGAAGCGGGGCUGUAUUUGGAUUUUUCUCUCUGUCAGUACCGUUGUCAACGAAAAUGUACUUUGCACCUCAAAGUGCUGCGGAUAUAAGACACGUUUGCCUCCGUUGGGCUGCAUGAAAUUUGCUCUAACGUUACAUUUGGUAUCACUUUGGCACUUCAUUCCGUAACGCUAAGUAGCUUCAGCUAUCUUGUCUGCCCUGUAACUCAAGAGGUUUGUAAAGUAAAAGGAGAAGGGGGGAGAAUGACACUCAACUAACUCAAGAAGACACGUGAAAACGUAGAGGAACCCUGUGGCACUGUGGCACUCCUAAACUAUUCUGUCCAGGAUUAAUUAACCGUAAGCAGACUCACUGGGUCAGCAGUGUUUCCAUCCUGCAUUCUGAUGAAAACCCUCAUAUGUUCACCAAUGGAGAACUGAGGGCGAGCUUGCACACAGCCCCCCCUCAGCAUGCUGGCUCUGGGGCUGGAGCAGGCCAGGCGAGGGGGCGGAGUGGUUGGUGGCCUGCAGAAACGGGGCACCGUGGCCUGGAAAGCCCCUUCCUCAGGAAGGCCCCCUUCUCAUGAGCAAGGCAUCAACAUCAGGCAGAAGAUAAACCAGUGGGAAGGCCGCAGUCACCAGUGCAGCAGUCAGGAUGUCGGGGUCAAAGCACACCCUCCUGUCGUAUCCCGAACUCUGUCCGCAGAUCUCCUCGGGAAUGGGAUUUGUAGCAGUGGCUCAAGAGGCGGACUUCAAGGCAAAACUAGCCUCUCUAAAACUAAGAGCCUUGGCUUAGAUUUCCGGGAAGCACAUGCUGGACAUACAGCAGCUGGCAGAAAGUCAGAGCCCACUCAUAAUUGUUCCAGUGAAUUUUCAGCCAGAACCCCAGGAAAUAAGCCUCUUGUACAUUGGUCUCCUAAAGUGGAUGCUACUAAUCCUCCAGCUAAACAAAUUAUCACCACCAACGGGGACCAAAAAACUGACUGCAUCUUGGACGUUGAGGUUCUGUCUAAACCUCUAUCUCUACCAGCUGAUGACCAAGAAGACAACAUGCCCGCAGGGAACUUCUACACUUCUAGAGGUUUCUGGCGGAGGCUUGAGGGGGACAGAUUACUCUGGGAGAAAGGAGAAGCUCAGCCUCCACCCAAACCUCAGCGGACAUUCCAGUAUCGGGGCACCAGUGCCACUAUGGGGCAAGCGGUCCAGUGGGAUAGCAGAUUGUCUCCUAACAACCACAUAAAUGCAAAGAGCAGUGGGAUAGCCCACCCACCCAGCUUCCCGCCUCCUCCAUGUCCUGCUGCUAAGAACGAUGGGUUUUCGAGACAUAGGAAGAACAGGAAGUCUUUUGAGUACGAGGAUGCUGUGCGUCUGACCGCCAAGCAAGGCACGCUGGGAGGCGAGGGCAGGCACUCGGGCCUCUACCAUGCCUUCUCUGAUGACAAUAUUUACGAAGACAUCGUCUGUGAAGUGACAAGGGAAAACCCCUAUGAGGAUGUGACACUGUCUCCCAUGUGCCUCCCUAUCACACGGACCCGACCCAGGACUGUUGCUUCAAGACAGAACCCUCAUGCCCCGAAGCUCCCUCCGAAGCCCCAGACUUUGCGAGGCUAUGCUAGCAAAGUGGAACAGAAGGAGUCCCACAAAUUAAUGUCCCCCAGCCCCUCAGCCUUUGCAGAUACUCCCAAACAAGUCACAUCCCGGCGCACCAGCACUCAGAAAACACAGAAGCUGCCUCAGUAUGUCAACAAGAUUGAGACGAUUUUUGACGCCAAGCGAGGGAAGAAGAGGGUGAAGACCCAGACACUUCGAGAGGAGACCAGCGGGACGGAGAGUGACCCUGAGGACAACACUAAAGCAGGCUCCAGGCGGUCAGUCUACAUCCAGUCAACACUGAAGCGCCGGCCGGGCUACCGCACCCUGGAGAGGGACCUGAUCCAGCUCCAGCAGCAGCAGCUCUUCCAGAUCUUUGUGGUGGUGUCGCUGAGAAAGGGCUCCUCAGGAAACGCCUACUCUCCUGAGAUCACACAACAGUUCCCCAAAAUGUUUGAGAAGUCGUCUCGCCACUCCAGAGACGCUGAGGAUCGUCUGAAAGCCAUUCCCAAGUUCUGUUUCCCAGACUCACAGGACUGGAGGCCGUCAGCAGACGUACCAAGUGAGACCUUCUCCUUUGUUCUGACGGGAGAAGACGGCAGCCGCUGGUUCUGUUACUGUCGCAAGAUCCUGCCCAGUGGAAAGGGGAAGAGGCUUCCUGAAGUGCACUGUAUCGUCAGCAAACUGGGCUGUUUCAACCUGUUCGCAAAGAUCUUGGAGGAGGUGGAAAGACGGCGGGAGAUUUCCCCGGCGCUGGUUUACCCCUUCAUGCGCAGCGUCAUGGAAGCCCCAUUCCCGGCUCCUGGACGCACCAUCACAGUGAAGAGCUUCCUCCCUGGUGCUGGGAGCGAGGUUUUGACCCUGUGUCGACCUGUGGACUCCAGGCUGGAGCACGUGGACUUUGAGAGUCUGCUGCAGUGUCUCAGUGUUGGGAAACUCCUGCAGGUGUUUGCCUCCCUGCUGCUGGAGAGGAGGGUCAUCUUCAUCGCUGACAAAUUGAGUGUGCUGUCUCGGUGUGGCCACGCAGUGCUGGCGCUGCUCUACCCGUUCACCUGGCAGCAUACCUUUGUGCCCGUGCUGCCGGCCAGCAUGCUGGACAUCAGCUGCUCCCCCACCCCGUUCCUCAUGGGGGCGCUGGCACCCUGCCUGCCCCAGCUGCUGGAGCUGCCCAUUGAGGAGGUGCUCAUAGUGGAUCUGUGUGCAGACAAGUUUGUCGUUCAGCUGGGCGAUGAAGACUGCAUCCUGCCCAGUAAACUGCAGGCAGCGCUGCAGCAGAUCCUGGAGGAGAGGGACGACCUCUUGAGACAGGAGGACGCUGACAGCUCAGGAGGUCAGCAGGCAGAGCUGAGCUCACUGGUGUCGGAGGCUUUUGUUCGGUUCUUCGUGGAGCUGGUGGGCCAUUACCCCCUCCACAUGGUCGAGACCUCCAACGGAGGCAAGGAGCUGCAGCGUGACAGUUUCCGCAAAUCUCAUCCCUCCCGUGGAGUCCGCCAGUUCCUGCAGCUCUUCAUGGACACUCAGAUGUUCGCUGGCUUCAUUCAGGACAAGGAGCUGCGCAAGGGAGGGGGCAAAGGUCUCUUUGAAGUCAGAACAGCUGAGUAUCUGGAUUCAUAUCCUGAACCAGAGCCAAGUGGUGUGAACAAAUUCCUCAAAGGACUGGGGAAUAAGAUGAAGUUCCUACAGAUUAAAUGAGAAAAAGGAGGUGGAAUCCUUGUGUGAACAGAAGGGCGCGGUACAGUCAGCUCUGCUCCACAGUGAAGAGUUUGGCUCAUAGAGGAUUUAUCUCAUAGGUGUGGAUGCACAUAUAACAUAGAACAGUGCACUUGUCAUUGGAAGAAACUGGAAAUGUUUGUUUGUUUGUUUGUUUUUUGGUUUUCCCUUUUAUUUCUACCAUAGUUUUACGAAGACAUUGGGACCAGGCACUCAGCCCUAUGAAUCUACAGAAUGCAUUUCAGCUACUUAACCUCAGUUAUUAACUUGAACACAUAUUGUUGUACCUAACUAUUAAUCUUGUGAGUUCUUUUCAUUCAGUGUAACUGUUUGGUCCAAGUGUUCUAGAAAUAGAUGUGUUUUUAUGUUGUUGAAUGUAAGCAUGUCUAGUUGGAAGAAGAGAAAUGUUUUUUUUUUUUUUUUACUCCAGACUUGGAUUCAGCUCUUACACAAUAAUGUUUGCAUUUACAGUUUAUAGUGCAUGUGAAUGCACUUACAUAUGUCACAUUUCAAUACUUACAUACUUUAGGAGAUGAAAGUAAUUUAUGUUUUUCCAGCCAACAGCAUGUUUAGAUAAUAACUGCUGGAUUACGGUUCCACUACUUGCGUUCCUUUUGGCACAUUCUGUAAAAACACAUUCUGUUUCUGUCUCGUUUGCAUUUCAGAUUGACGGGAGGUUUAUGUGCUCUGAGCACACAUUUCAAAGUAUUUGGACUCGGAAUACAUCUCAUGUAUCCAACAUUUAGUCGGACCAAAAUGAAUAUCUGUAAAUGUUGAGGAAGCUCCAAUUUUUUUUCACAGGUCUGUCUUACCUUGAAUUGACUUUUCUGUCAACUGGAGUUGGAAAUACUUUAUAUCUACUUUACAUUUUGCACAGUGUUGAGAAUCAGUGUACAGUCUUUUGAAUAUUUUUGUAAGCAUGUUCAGCAUACUUUUUAAAUAAAUGUGUUCCCACGGACAGUAAGUAUUACUUGUCCAC